AUGGACAGAGUCACCAGGCACCUGGUCUUCCAGCUCCCACAGCCCUCACACAAGCACGACUACCAUGAUGCUCACCAGGGUGGUUCAUUGGCAGAGCAGAGGGCCAACAGUGAUGAUGAUGUGUUCGGCUCUGCUCAACGUAGCAGCCAGAGGGUGGAACAUGGCUAUGGCUGGAAAACAAGGUCAAAGUCACCCUCGUAUUUCCUGGAGGGUGGAAAAGAUGUCUGGACCCCAUCCCCAGACAGGGAGUCCAAGCUGGAGGUGGUGAGAUCGGGGAGCCUGUAUGACCUCAGGGCUUACAGAGGUGAGAGGAAGCCCUCAAAGCUCUACGAUGAGGAUGAGCAGGAUCAGUACAGGGUCCCUCCACCGCACAUCUCACCUGAGAAAGCCAGGGAGCUGGAGGAUGAGAGGAGGGAGAUCAUCCGGAGCCAGGUGAUGAGGAAGAGCUCCACCACAGCUGAGCGUUGGAGCUCCAUGGAUGAGCUGAGCUCUAUAAACACUGGCACAGGCAUCUUCACUGUGUCUUUUGACAAGCCUUCCUCAGGGAGGGCAGUGACACCAGUUGACCCUGAAAAUAUUGACACAGAGCAGAUCAACUUCUCUGCUGCUCGGCAGCAGUUCCUGAUGCUGGAGAAGACCAACCCAGGCUCUUUUUUCAGCCCAGGGCAACAGGUCUCAUCUCCAAAGCCAGAGACAAUGACAAAAGUCUCUCGGCAAGAGUGGCCUAGUCCUGAGAUGCCCAUAAAGGCUGUGAGAGGUUACGGUAAUGCUGGUGCACCCAGCCAGAGCAGGACAGACAAGACUGUUUACCAGGUUUAUAAUGUGUCCUACAAGAUGCCUGUGAAGGAGGAGGUUUAUGGUCCCAGAAGGGCUGAUACUGGAAGGUCAUAUCCCACUGGGAAAGUAUCCAGCUUGACUAAAGGAUUUUCCAGAGAGGACCUGGACUCUGGCUUGGGUGAGAUGUACAACGAAGCCAGCACAGGCUACACCAGCAAUGGAAGUGCAUCCAACGAGAUCUUCAAUGGCUUUGUGGAUCUGAGGACCAGCAGCAACGGCCCAGACAAGGAGACGAAGAUCAGCAAUGAGACGCCCAUUGAGCGGGAGAUCCGCAUGGCAAUGGAGAGGGAGGAGAACCUCUGGAAGGAGAGAGGGAUCCAGCGGCUGACCUCCAGCAGUGAGAUGGUGGAGAUCCAGACCAAGCCUCUCCUCUCCAUGCACACCUCUCCCGGCCCGGGCAGGAAAGGGAAGGACAAAGCCCGUGCUUCCUUUUACGUCCAGAGGGAAAUUGAGCAGGAAACCAAGCGUGAGGAAGAUCUGAAGAGGCAAGGGAGGCUGCCGGGGACUUAUGACAGGGGGACACAGCAGGAGCUGGAUGAGCGACGGAGGGUGUUUGAGCAGGAGGAAACUCCCCCACAAAAGCCCAUCCCUGUGAGGAAGGCAGGUGAGCAGCGGAGCUGGAUUAAUGAGUUUGUGGUGGAGCAGCCCACAAGCCACAGCCCCCACCCUGUAGAAGACACCAGGGGCGGGAGAAGCAUUCCCAGCUACACGGCCAGCAUCACACACUUCCAGGUCUCCCAGCCACGCUUUGUUGCCAGUGAGAAGAGCCAGGACAAGCCCCGGGUGUCCCAGCGCAUUUUUGUGAGUGAAAGCAAACGAGAGAGUGAGGAUUCCAGGGGCGGAAGGAUUCCUGGCUCCACCCUGAGCCCUGCCAGCUCAGCUCCCCUGCCCAGAGAGUACUUCUUAUUGCCCUUCUGGAAUCCCAAGUUUUCCUUCGUUGACAACAUGGGGACACAGAGCCCGCUGAGGAGGGAUGAUGGCCGGGAGGAGCAGUACAAGCUGAGGACCUGGAAGCCCCAGACGUCGGCAAUGAUCGAGGAGGAGAUCCGGAGUGACCUGCAGAGGGAAGAGGAGCUGCAGGAGCAGCGGCGGCGGCGGCAGCUGAUCGAUGGCUACUCCGUGGUCAGCACCGAUGGCUUUCCCCAGGAGAGCUCCCGCUCCCGGCACAGCUCUGCUGCCUCAGGUGUCAGCGGUAGCUAUUCUCCCGUCUCCACUCCUGCCCCGCACCAGGCGGGGGUCCUGGGACUGAUGUCAUCCUUCACCCCACUGCGAGUGGCCGGUCCCUCCCAGGGCAGCACUGAGACCCUCACCCCCGACUCAGCGCGUUCCAGCCCCUUCGAGGAGCGGAGGAGGAGGGUGAAGGAGGAUGGAAAGUACGCCGGCAUCGAGCCCAUUGACAAGAUCAACACGGAGGUGGUGGAAAGCACCAGAGUGAUUCGCCACAAGAGCGCGAUGGCCCAGCGCUGGGAGGCUGGGCAGUACGUCCGCGACGAGGACUGA
Molecule: messenger RNA, 2337 nt
Organism: Chaetura pelagica (chimney swift)
Lineage: Eukaryota; Metazoa; Chordata; Aves; Apodiformes; Apodidae
Gene: MISP
Product: mitotic spindle positioning
Exons: 4
Coding region: 1-2337 (778 amino acids)
Source: RefSeq, a predicted model, not a curated record